AUGGACAACAGCGGCAUGUCGCAAAUGUUUCCCGGAGACACACUGGCCGAGGAGAAGACCAGCCUGCGACUCCUGGCAGUAUUCAACUUCCUGCAGAUCUUCGGAUUCAUGGUCGUGCUGAUCACCAUUAUCGUCGCAUGGAUGUCUCCUGGGGUGCACCGAACACGGGUCUGGUACUCCUUCAUGCUGUCCUGGCUGUUCUACUGCCUUUCCUACUUCAUGCUCGCUGGCGGCCAAGUCGGCCCAGAGCCGGCCUUCUCCGUCUGUCUAGUACAGGCAGCCUUAAUCUAUUCUGGCCCCGUCCUCAUCUCCUCUGCAACACUCUCAUUGAUCCUAUAUAUGUACCUCACCCUCUCUUUUGUGCUCAGAAAUGGCACACCGACAAGUAAAAGGCAUACAACAAUGAUUCAAGUCUAUCCCUAUAUAGCUUGGGCCCUUAGAUUUAUUGUUGCCCUUAGUAUUGGACUCUCACAUCAAUCAUUUGUUGCAAGAGAUACCACAGGAUUUUACUGUCAUUUUACCAAUGCUGUCCAAGCAACAAUCAGUGCCGUAAUUGCACUAAUAACAGUACUGAUUAUGAUAUUUUUGGAAGUGAGGAUUGCAAUCCUACUGUCUCGAAACUGGGUUGCUUUUCGGAAAUUCCACCCAAAUUCCCAGAGUGGCAUAUCUUUACCUCUGAUUAUCCGCCUUUGCAUCUUCACUAUCAUGAGCAUAGUUGGUCUUGGGUUAACUGCCCUAUCAUUUCUUCCUCAGUCAACUGUGGAUGAAGGAAAAACACAUCUUGCAGCAGCUAUAAUACCCUGUUUUGCUGGCUUUAUUUUCGGAACUCAAAAGGAUACCUUCAAGGCAUUGAUGUUCUGGAGACCAUCUAUAGCUGAGGAUAAGCCAACAGCCAAAGCAGGCAACAGUGCAACAGUUUAA
Messenger RNA from Mycena indigotica, 921 nucleotides. RefSeq lists its product as uncharacterized. Bases 1 to 921 code for a protein of 306 amino acids. NCBI's taxonomy places the organism in Eukaryota, Fungi, Basidiomycota, Agaricomycetes, Agaricales, Mycenaceae. The transcript is spliced from 12 exons. The record is from RefSeq and is a predicted model, not a curated record.